Dicentrarchus labrax (European seabass) is the source of this 3656-nucleotide messenger RNA. It is a transcript of the gene acss2l, whose product is annotated as acyl-CoA synthetase short chain family member 2 like. The transcript has 19 exons. The coding region runs from base 300 to 2321 and encodes 673 amino acids. NCBI's taxonomy places the organism in Eukaryota, Metazoa, Chordata, Actinopteri, Moronidae. The record is from RefSeq and is a predicted model, not a curated record. Gene Ontology annotation, molecular function: acetyl-CoA synthetase activity; AMP binding.
UCUCUCUCCCUCUCUCUCUCCCUCUCUUUCCGAGCAACCAUCACCCUCCCUGCCAAAUAAAACCUCCCACUGCCUGCCUGAAUCCCAAGCAUUCAUCAGGCUGCACAUCUCCUCCUCCUCCACCUACUUGCUUAGAAAAAUAAUGCCAUGACAGGCCAGGGAGGGCUUGUCCAAUGAAAAAGUGGGAGUGCUGCACCAUGUAAGCCGAUUGGCUGCCCUGGCCCUAAGCAGACUUGGAGAGAGCCUGCAGCUCAGGGAUUAGAGAUGAUAUAGGCCCCGUCGACAUCUGUCCUUCCACAAUGGUUGUGCCUGAAAGCCAGGACAAAAUGUACUACCCUCCUGAUGACAUGAAGAGGGAUGCUCACGUGCCUGAUUUUAACUCCUAUCUGGCACUGUACAGGAAAUCUCUUGAGAAUCCAGAAGCUUUCUGGAAAGAGACUGCUGAUGAGUUCUUUUGGAAGAAGCCUGCAACAGGACCAAUGAUGCAGUACAACUUUGACGUGACAAAAGGGAACGUCUAUGUCAAAUGCAUGGAAGGGGCCAAAACCAACAUGUGCUAUAAUGUCCUGGACAGGCUGGUGAAGGAGAGGAAUCUCGGUGAAAAAGUUGCCUAUUACUGGGAGGGGAACUCACCUGACCACCACACGGUCAUCACCUACCGCCAGCUGCUGAGCCAAGUCUGCCGCUGUGCUAAUGUCCUCAAGAAAAUGGGUGUAAAGAAGGGAGACAGGGUGUCUAUCUACCUUCCCAUGAUCCCAGAGCUGGUCUACAUUAUGUUGGCCUGUGCAAGGAUAGGAGCUGUUCACUCCAUUGUGUUUGCAGGUUUCUCCUCUGAGUCCCUGUGUGAGAGGAUUAUGGACGCCCAGAGCAACGUUUUGGUGACAGCAGAUGGUGUUUAUAGAGGAGAGAAGCUGAUCAACCUGAAACAGAUUGCAGACGAGGCUCUGGAGAAGUGCAGGGAAAAAGCGUCAUCGAGUGUGACUAAAUGCCUCGUCAUCAAGCACCACGCACUGAGGACAAAAAGCGGAGCUGCGUGCAAUAAACUACAGAUCCCCUGGGACUCAGAGUGCGAUGUGUGGUGGGACGAGGCGAUGACAGACUCUCCUGAAGAGUGUGAACCUGAGUGGCUGGACGCUGAGGAUCCUCUGUUUAUCCUCUACACCAGUGGCUCCACCGGCAAACCCAAGGGUGUUCUCCACACCGUUGCCGGGUAUCUGCUCUACACGUCGCUCACCUUCAAGUACGUUUUUGAUCAUCACCAUGACGACGUCUACUGGUGCACCGCAGACAUCGGCUGGAUCACCGGCCACUCCUACAUCACCUACGGCCCCCUUGCAAAUGGCGCCACAAGUGUCCUGUUUGAAGGUAUUCCAGUCCACCCUCACGUCGGCCGCUUCUGGGAGAUUAUUGAGAAGUACAAAGUGACCAAGUUCUACACAGCUCCUACAGCCAUCCGCCUGCUGAUGAAGUACGGACGGGAACCGCUGCAGAAGUAUGACCUCUCCAGCCUGAGGAUUCUGGGUACUGUUGGUGAGCCGAUCAACCCGGAGGCGUGGCAGUGGUACCACGAGGCCGUCGGUCAGGGCAGAUGUCCCGUGGUCGACACUUUUUGGCAGACAGAGACCGGAGGUCAUGUUUUGACUCCGCUGCCUGCUGCCACGCCACUGAAACCAGGCUCUGCUACCUUUCCUUUCUUCGGGGUAGAGCCCACAAUCCUCAACGAACACGGCGAGGAACUGGAAGGCGAGGCUGAGGGUUAUCUGGUAUUCAGGAGGCCCUGGCCUGGAAUAAUGCGCACUGUGUACAGAAACCAUGAACGCUUCGAGAACACCUACUUCAAGAAAUUCCCUGGUUUCUAUGUAACCGGUGAUGGCUGCAGACGGGAUAAAGACGGCUAUUACUGGAUCACAGGACGGAUAGACGACAUGCUGAAUGUGUCAGGCCACCUGAUGAGCACAGCGGAGGUGGAGGCGGCUCUGACGGAGCACCCGGCCGUGGCGGAGGCCGCGGUGGUGAGUCGGCCUCACAAGGUGAAGGGCGAGUGCCUCUACUGCUUCGUCACCCUCAAAAACAGCAGAGAGUUUAACCACACGUUGGUGGAGGAGCUCAAGAGACUGGUGAGAGAGAAAAUUGGACCAAUCGCCACGCCAGACUUCAUUCAAAAUGCUCCAGCGCUCCCGAAAACUCGCUCAGGGAAGAUCAUGAGGCGAAUCCUCCGGCAGAUCGCCCGCAAUGAGAAGGACCUGGGUGACCUUUCGACCCUGGCCGACCCGAAGGUGGUGGAGGUGCUCUUUAGCCAGAGAUGUGAAGCUGCAGCCUGAACUGACACCUCAGCCUCUCUUUAUGCUAUGUAACGGCACAGAUGAAGACGAUCACAAACUGCUGGUUCUGGAUCAACGUCUGAGUGUUUGUGUGCACUCUCUGGGACUGACUGAAGGGGGCUGGGAUCAGAAAAUUAUACCGCUGACAUCGAGAUGUUUAAAAUUAUUGUUUUAUGUGAAGAAAAUAAGUCAAAUCAAAUGUCACCGGUGCUGUUAUGUAGAUGUUCUGUCGGGGCUGUUGUUUGUCGUUUGGGCCAUAAUGUCAAACAGAAUUAUUAUCUUUUAUAUUUUCUUAAAAGUCUUGUAGUUCCAUGUUUCAUGUUGUAAAUCUUAAAAUAUAAAAGCUCUGCACAGCUUGUUUUUGACUGACAACCCAUGUAUAUUUUAUCUGUGAUACACUUCUAUAACCUGAGAAUUUAAUCUGUGUGGUGCCUUUGUCCUUUUACCUCCAAGCUCAGCGGCUGAUUGACGCCCUCAUGUGGCAGGAAUCGUCCUCUGCAGCUGCUAUCUGAUGGUUUCACUGUAGAAGCCUUUUUACUCCCCUGCCAAGGCUUUCUGCCUUUUGUCUUCUAAUGAUGCACGGAGCGUGCACACUCACACACACGGCUUUGAUGAUGUGAAGUGCAGCAGGGAGAAGCGAUUACGAGGGGGACAGAAAGAUAGAGAGAGGAAGAGAGAGCUGUUUUAUCUGAAGUGCGCUGGAUUCUUUUGAAAUUAUAAGCAUCAGUGGUCUUGAAAGAAUAGAAAAACAAGAAGAAUAAUCCUUUUUUAAAUAGAGAUUAGAGUGCAGCAGGUUGUUAUGAAAGUAUCUCAGAGGGACUGCUCUCUUAUCUCAUUGUCAAUGUUGGGUAAUGUACAAUCAUUGGACUUCCUUUGUUGUCUCCUCUACACACACUUCAUGUCACAUACAUGCACUGUGUGUGUAGGUGGGGAGGACAAGAAGAAAAGAGCCCAGAAACACAGCAAUGGGCAACGUUACAUCAUCACCCCCAGCAGCAGAGGAGUGGUUACCAUGACAACCUCUUCAGCCCCCCUCCUCCUCCUCCUCCCCACAAACCACCACUUCUUCUUCAACCCCCCCCCCCAACCCUCCUUCUUCCUCUGGCCACAACAGCAGUCUGCAGAUGUUUAGUAACCUGACGACCACACGAGGGAUUGACUCACCUCUUGGUCCACACACACACACACACACACACACACACACACACACACACACACACACAAACAUGUAAAGGAAGGUUUACAGAUUUUCUGCAUCACUUGACCUUCUUGAUGUCAUUGAAACCAACAGUUUGGCAAAUAUAUUUAAAAUAAAAGGAAUCAUGCAAUAUGUAA